AUGUCCAAGCAACAAAAGGUUCGAUCAAAAGUACAAGCGAAUGUAAUUUUGAAUUCUAAAAAAGAAGGAAAUGUAUCCAUUUUUGAAAUACUGUUUUCAUGUCAAUGGUUUAUAGGACUGACUUUUGACAUACUGCUGUUAUUUUAUUGUCUCGACCGAUCGUUGACUGCUUUUAAACAUUGUACCAAUGCGAUCAAUAAUGUUAGUUUAAAUUUUAGUAAUCAACAUCAGAAAAUGCUAUUCUAUUUAGAAAACUAUUUAAACCCUCCAGUAUUUCUACUUUAUAAUGCUUUUUAUGUUAAUUGGAGUUUAGUUACAACGAUGGCGUCUACGAUGUUAUCAUACCUAAUUAUAUUAACACAAUUUAAGAUGGGAGAAAAAUAGACUAAUAAGAAAUAAAUUAAUUCUU
Molecule: messenger RNA, 409 nt
Organism: Aethina tumida (small hive beetle)
Lineage: Eukaryota; Metazoa; Arthropoda; Insecta; Coleoptera; Nitidulidae
Exons: 5
Coding region: 1-384 (127 amino acids)
Biological process (GO): sensory perception of taste
Cellular component (GO): membrane
Source: RefSeq, a predicted model, not a curated record